Saccostrea cuccullata (small rock oyster) is the source of this 1098-nucleotide messenger RNA. Its product is annotated as cell division control protein 42 homolog. The coding region runs from base 83 to 661 and encodes 192 amino acids. The transcript has 2 exons. Gene Ontology annotation, molecular function: GTPase activity; GTP binding. Lineage: Eukaryota; Metazoa; Mollusca; Bivalvia; Ostreida; Ostreidae. Gene Ontology annotation, biological process: small GTPase-mediated signal transduction. The record is from RefSeq and is a predicted model, not a curated record.
AUAUCGUCUAUUUAUAUCAUUACUUAAUUGCAACAGAACCAGACGCUGUGUCUUUGCUGUAUUGCCUGUGUUAGGAUAUACAAUGGUUCAUUUAAGCGAUAUGAAGAAACCAAUUAAUUGUACGGUGAUCGGGGAUGGAAUGGUGGGGAAAACUUGCCUGUCGGAGGUUUUCUCUGGACUAAGCAUGCCCCAGGAGUACGUGUCCACCGUGUUUAAUAAUUACGCCGGGAACUCCACCGUGGGAGGGGACAAAUAUGUGGUCAGCGUCUUUGAUUCUGCAGGAGAGCAUGAAUACACGGAGCUGAGGUCCUUCAGUUACAAAGACAGCGAGGUCCUUCUCCUCUGCUUUUCAGUCUCAGACAGGGACUCGUUUGAGAGCAUUAAGGAAUUCUGGGCACCUGAAGUCAAAGACUUUCUGGGAAAACGUGUUCCUAUUAUCGUAGUGGCCACCCAGACUGAUACCCGCUCUACCCUGGGGGGAGUCAGCGUCAGUAAUGAUGAGGGCCAUAAAAUGGCCAAAGAAAUCGGCGCCGAUCGGUACGUCGAGUGUUCGUCUUCAGACAUGGAAAGUGUACAGAGAGUGUUUGAGAACGUUGUGCUCACAGCUUUGAAACAGAGAAAGAAGAUGGGGAAUAUUUUCCGCCGAGUGCUCGGACGCUGAACUUUAUAGAAAUUUAACUUUGGUUUUAUUUCGAAGACGUAUACCCCAUGCGUCUGUUUUAUAAGACUCUCGCUGUACUGAGAAAGUGCUGGUCAAGGACUCGGGUGUGUGUUACCCAAGUAGGGAAAACGCUGAUAAGACCGUCAUUCAAAGGACAAUUUGCAACAACCUUUGGACUGGCUUGGAACUGACCCAAGCAAUGUGUCCUUAUUUGACCAAAUGUGCCGUGCUGGACUUAGAACACUCGCACUUAUUUUAAGGUGUGGACUUGGUUUUUCCAUUACCGUAUACUAGUUCCUGGUAAAUGAGAAAGAGGAGCCAUGCAUAGACUUGAUAAUGUUGUGAAGACAUUUAAAUCAAUAUCCAUCGUAAACAUCAGUUGAUUCAUAUAAUAUAUACUUCUGUAUGAUUUUGAAUAAAUAAUACAUUUGAUAGAA